CAUCCAGCCAUUAGCCGAGUGCAACUGCCCACUUAUCAGUGUGACGGGCAGACAAAACCUUGCGUGGGCUGCCAUCUCGUCAGACGAUAGCACGACAGAGGUGAAAACUUGCAGUCUCGCUGCACCAAGAAGCAAGAACAUGUAUUGGUACCUGUAUAGUUUGGUCACCCUUACCUGCAUGAUACAAGGGUCAGACGCGGGCAGUCCUGUCGAUUCUAACCUGUACAUAGACAGCCUGCUCACGACCCUGGUGCCACUACAUGCCCGCAGCCUGGGGCUGGAGAACGUCAGUCUGCCGAACUGUGCAUUCAAGGUACCCAGCACAGCUGUUACCAAUCGCGACGUCUCUGUGGAGCUGCAUGGUGGAUGGUUGCUGGGUUUGGUCUCACCUGGACUAGCUCGCAGGGGUCAGUGCUCAGCUCCUGGCUGGUUGGGCAUGAACAUUACAGUGGGCUGCUAUGUGUCGCUAGACAAUGCACACUUGUCGUACGCUGGCUCAGCCAAGGGCGACAGUCUGUUGAACACCAACCGGAGCAUUGUGCUACAGGCUGCACCCUUCAGCGCCAAUGCACUGCUGGAAGUCACCUCAACACCAGGUGGUGUACCCCGAGUGCGCACUUGGGCCCUGCAGCCAUUCACGUUUGCAGUGGGCACGUCACCCAAGCUGAGCCUCAAUACUCCUCGCCAGGCAACUUUUGACAAGGAGGCCAGCAAGUGUGCUUAUGCUUCGCUAUCCAACGUGCUCCUGGUGGCCUACAGGGAAGCCUUAGAAAGGGCUGUCAGUGCCACAAGACUGCCUCUGCCAUGAACAUUUAAAUGCAUUGUGUCAUACGAACACUGCUGCAGAAGACGAAUGAGUGAAGCACGGUACGGAUAAAGCAGGACGAGGUCCUCUACUGGUCAAACUUAAGCCGUGUCUACUACUUGUUAAAACUGUGUUCAAGAGGCAAUAAAGUUAAGCGAGAAACAUCCAUGUAAUUACAAUUAAAAAA
This is a messenger RNA of Rhipicephalus microplus (southern cattle tick), 992 nucleotides long. RefSeq names its product salivary anticoagulant protein P23. Lineage: Eukaryota; Metazoa; Arthropoda; Arachnida; Ixodida; Ixodidae. The record is from RefSeq and is a predicted model, not a curated record.